UGGAGCAAGAUGGCGGACGACUUAUUGUGACAUCAAAAAAGAGUCCAAAAUGGGGAAAAAAGCCAAGACCGGGAAAGGAAGGAAGGAUAGAUUUUACCACUUAGCAAAAGAAACAGGUUACAGGGCUCGUUCGGCCUUUAAGUUGAUUCAACUGAACCGCAAAUUUAAUUUCCUACAAAGUUCUCGCUGUUUGAUCGAUCUGUGUGCUGCACCAGGAGGAUGGCUUCAAGUAGCUUCAAAUUUUAUGCCUGUAUCAAGUCUUAUUAUAGGUGUUGAUCUUGUUCCAAUAAAGGCAAUCAAAAAUGUUAUAACCUUCCAAGAUGACAUUACCACAGAAAGCUGUAAACAGCAAUUAAAGAAAGAGCUCAAGACAUGGAAAGCUGACUGUGUGCUUAACGAUGGUGCACCUAACGUUGGUGCAGCAUGGGUUCAAGAUGCUUUUUCACAAUCUGAACUAACCCUMAGUGCUCUGAAGCUGGCAACAGACCAUCUUAGAGAAGGAGGAUGGUUCAUUACCAAGGUUUUUAGGUCAAAAGAUUAUCAGUCAUUACUCUGGGUUUUUCAACAACUUUUUAAGAAAGUYCAUUCCACCAAACCUCAAGCUUCAAGAAAUGAAUCAGCAGAAAUAUUUGUAGUUUGUGAGGGAUACUUGGCACCGCAUAAGAUCGACCCCAAAAUGCUUGAUCCAAGACAUGUGUUUAAAGAAGUACAAGAAGAAAACACCAAGAAAAUUAGCAUCCUUCAACCAGAGAAAAAGAAAAAAGCAGAAGGUUACAGAGAAGGAGACACACUSUUCAACACAUUAAAAGUGUCAGAAUUCAUCCAGAGUACUUCACCCUUACAGUUGCUGCCAGAUAUCAAUGAGAUUGUUUUUGAUGACAAAAAUAUUUUAAACCACAAGCUUACCACAGAAGAAAUCRAAAUGUGUUGCAAAGAUAUUAGAGUACUUGGAAGAUCAGAUAUCAAAAAUCUUGUUUUAUGGCAAAAGCUUUUAAGGAAAGAACUUUAUCCAAAAACCACUGAUAAAAGUGCAGAUGGUGACGAUAAGGAUGAGGAAGAAACGGAAGAGGAAGCAAUUGAAAAAACUAUUUUAUCUCUGAAAGAAGAAGAAAGUGCAGAAAUAAAAAGGAAAAAAAGAAGAGUCUUGCAACAGAGACAAAAGCUUCGAGAUAAGAUGGAGUUAAAAAUGGUUUUGCCAGGAGAUACAAAAGAAAUUGAGGAUGAUGCAGAAAUMUUCUCCUUAGCUAACAUAAGAACAAAAAAGCAUAUUGAUGAAAUCGAUGAUAUUGGUGCCGAUGUCAUGGAUGAUGGGGCUAUYGGUAAAGAUGACAGUGGAGAUGAAGAAAUAGAACUUGAAGAGACUGACAGUGAAAAAGAUGAAGAAGUGGAUUCUGAGAAUGAAGGAGAAGAUGAUGAGAAUGAUGAAGAAGAGGARGAAAACAAGARUCAUGAGAAAAAUCCACUGGUUGUCGACCUUGAAACUGAUGUUCCUGCCAAAGAAAAAGCAGAUAUGUGGUUCAAAAAGGAUGUGUUCAAAGGGAUAGAAGAUGAAGAAGAUGAAGAUGUGGAGAUCAGCCAGAUGCUGGAAAAUUACAAGAAAAAGGGAGGAAAGUUAUUGGGUGAAGAUGGUGUAGAUUCUACUGCUGAAAACAAGACUUCAAAAAGCACAGAAAUUCCAACUAAAAAGCUAAAACUGAGUGAUGAUAAGGAUGAUGAUGAUGACACAAGUGAUUCCAGUGAUUCAGACAGUGAUUAUGAUAUGGAACAAGAACAAGAUGACAAGAAAGAUGAAGAUUUUGAGGUUGUCCCUAAAGAAUCCUUGAGUUCCUAUGCCAAGAAGUUGACACCAGAGGGCCUAGCUCUUGGAGCACAGAUGGCUUUGUCAAGGAAAAGAAAAAGAGACAUUAUUGAUGACUCUUUCCACAGAUGGACCUUUAAUGAUCCUGACCUGCCGUCAUGGUUUGCUGAAGACGAAGCUAAAGUUUACCAGAGAACUCUACCUGUGACUAAAGAAGAAGUGAGGGAAUAUCAAGCAAGAAUGAAGGAAAUYAAUGCAAGACCAAUCAAGAAGAUUGCCGAAGCCAAAGGCCGCAAGAAAAGAAAGGAAAUGAGAAGGAUGGAAAGAGCAAGAAARAAAGCUGAAACAAUCUGUGAAGCRCCAGAUGUAGCACCACAAGAGAAGCUAAGACAAAUACAGAGUUUAUACAAGAAAGCAUCGGUUGACAAGAAGAAGAAGGAGAUAUCUUAUGUUGUCACCAAGAAGCACCAAGCUGCAAAGAAAAUGAGAAGACCGGCUGGUGUUAAAGGACCUUUCAAGGUGGUUGACCCGCGAUURAAGAAAGACAUGAGAGCGAAGAAAAUGAUGGAUAAAAAGAAAAACAAAAAAACUGGUAAAGGAAGAAGAUGAAUAUGUAUCCAUCAAACAUGAAAAUAUCCCUAAUAUUAAUCAUUUUAAAGCCAGUAAGACAUGUUUACAGAUGAAAGAGAAUAAAGAAACGAAAAGACAAGACAACGUUAGUAGGGUACUGUCAAGAAACCCGWUAAAAAGUAUUAAAAUUCAAUAGUACAAAAUGUAAAAAAAAUGUCUUGUAUUCUGUUGCUUUAUAGUACUAUUUAUAUGUCUAUAGCAUAAAUCAGGAAACUCUUGAACCACUUGACCUGCAUUAAGCUGUCACCAAAUGCUUUUACAUUAUCAAUCAUAUUAAAUGUAAGAUUACGGAUAAAACGCGUAGUUUUUAAAAAACAUGACGUUUCGACUAUAACUAGUGAUACAGGGCCGUAACUAGAACUUUUACAGGSAGGGUGCACAUCGAAURAAAUCGGACCAUUGAUCGUUUCUUUUARGAAAGCAGAACCAAAAAWAAGGGAGAUGGAUGAGCGGACCUUAAGCUUUUAUGGGAGGGGGGCACGUGCACCCUGUGCUCCCCCCUAAUUACGGCCCUGUGAUAGCCUUCAUCAGAAUGAUGAUGAAUAUAUGUGAARCGCGUGUAUGUGUACAAAGCGUGGGAAGAGGCAAUGAAACSAUGAACGAACCAUAUUCGUAUUUCAUGGGUAAGUGUUCCGUAAGGCAGGCAAAGGAUUAAGGCAUUAAGGCAGGUAAAGAUUUUGUUUUUGAGAAGACCAAUAACUUGUCAGAAUCGAAACAAAAAACUGUUAUCUUAAAAAUAAUAAAAUUAAUAAAAUUUCAAA
Actinia tenebrosa (Australian red waratah sea anemone) is the source of this 3189-nucleotide messenger RNA. RefSeq names its product pre-rRNA 2'-O-ribose RNA methyltransferase FTSJ3. Gene Ontology annotation, molecular function: rRNA (guanine) methyltransferase activity; rRNA (uridine-2'-O-ribose)-methyltransferase activity. Gene Ontology annotation, cellular component: nucleus; preribosome, large subunit precursor; nucleolus. NCBI's taxonomy places the organism in Eukaryota, Metazoa, Cnidaria, Anthozoa, Actiniaria, Actiniidae. Gene Ontology annotation, biological process: rRNA methylation; maturation of LSU-rRNA from tricistronic rRNA transcript (SSU-rRNA, 5.8S rRNA, LSU-rRNA); maturation of 5.8S rRNA from tricistronic rRNA transcript (SSU-rRNA, 5.8S rRNA, LSU-rRNA). The record is from RefSeq and is a predicted model, not a curated record.